CUUGACAUCAAAGAAACGGAAAGGAAGAAACGAAAAUUUAUGCCAUGGAAGUUUGCCAUUUUGCAAGGGCGAAAUUCAGCCUAAUGGUUUAGGGUUAUUAUACUCUUUGUGUAAACAUGAAAGCAGUUAAAGAUCUACGAAUUUCCUAUGGUGUCGUUGCCUUGUGUUGGUCCAUACUUCAUAAUGUGUUCCUCUUAUACCAUGUUGAGAUGUUUGUGUCUGUCUAUAAGAUAGAUAAAACGUCAUUUUGGAUUGGAGAGACUGUGUUUCUUGUAUGGAAUUCAAUCAAUGAUCCCCUUUUUGGUUGGUUAAGUGACCGCAAGUCGCUGGAAAAGAACGUUCAUGUUGGCUCCAACGAAGUUGCAAGUAAAAGAAUCAGGGCCUUGCAAAAGUUUGGUCCAUUAUUUGUGAUUGGAUUCCUGUCAUUUUGGUUCACUUGGCUACAACCAUCAUUGCAAUUUGUCAUAUGUCUUUGUAUAUACGAUGGAUUCUUAACAAUUAUUGACCUCAAUCAUUCGGCACUGCUAGCCGAUUUAGCUUUAACAGAAGUGGAAAGGACCGCCCUUAAUGGCCACAGUUCUUUAUUUUCUGCGAUUGGAUCGGCAUCUGUGUUUAUGUCGUAUUAUUUUUGGGAUCACAAUCAUAUUAUGACAUUUCAAGUCUUUUGUCUGUUGCUCGCUGCAUUUUCAUUUGUUGGUUUUGGGAUUAGUACUUCAGCAAUGAAACAUUAUCAUGAGAAAAUGUGUCGUUCAUCUACAAUUGCACCAGCUAGUGGCAGAAAUGAAGUUCAAAACAAUUAUAGUUCUUCAACUUUGGCACUAAAGAAAUAUCUUCGACAAUUAUCAAAACACAAAAACUUUUUGUGGUUCACUGCGAUGAAUUUGAUCCAGGUCUUCCAUUGUCAUUUCAACAGCAAUUUCUUUCCAUUAUUCUUGAGCAAGUUACUUGGUGACAAACUCUCGCCAAAAGCAGGUGCAUUUCUGCUUGGUGUAUCAUUUGUUGUGCCCCACAUCAACAAUUUAUAUUUCCUAACUUUGUGUCGGAGAUUUGGUACUUACAUGGUGAUUAAAGGGCUGUUCUAUGUCAAAUUGAUUUUGAGUUUGAUUAUGUUGGCUCUUGGUCCUGAUUGGUCAACCACUCUGUGUAUUUUUAUUGCAAGCAAUCGGGUUUUCACUGAAGGCACUUGUAAAUUACUCAAUUUGGUUAUAAGUGAUCUAGUUGACGAAGAUUAUGUUUUAUAUCGCCGCAAGCAGAGUAUCUCGGCUCUUGUUUUUGGCACCACAGCAUUGCUUUCAAAACCAGGGCAAACACUUGCACCAUUGAUAGGGACUUGGCUGCUUGCCAAACAGACAGGACAUACGAUUUUUCAUUCAAGGACAAUUGACAUUGAGAAUGUUUAUGAAAGUAACAUAGGUGAUAUCAAAGUUGGUGUCUUUCAGGUGUUGGUGUAUACUCCCAUCGUAUGUGCCAUGUUGCAAAUACUCCUGUGGAAUUUUUUCAAAUUGCAUGGUAAGCGAUUAAAAGAUGUGAUGUCGAUACGAAUGGGUGCUGAAAUUGGUGGAAUAGUUUAAAUCUUUACUGGUUUUAUUGCAAAGUAACAAUAGUGUACAAAGUGUAAGUUUUAAAAAUAAAUCAUAGUUUUAAACAAA
Xenia sp. Carnegie-2017 is the source of this 1649-nucleotide messenger RNA. Its product is annotated as transmembrane protein 180-like. The transcript has 7 exons. NCBI's taxonomy places the organism in Eukaryota, Metazoa, Cnidaria, Anthozoa, Malacalcyonacea, Xeniidae. The record is from RefSeq and is a predicted model, not a curated record. Bases 117 to 1571 code for a protein of 484 amino acids.